Symbiodinium natans is the source of this 825-nucleotide messenger RNA. Lineage: Eukaryota; Dinophyceae; Suessiales; Symbiodiniaceae. The record is from the annotation of a GenBank genome assembly.
AUGCACACACAGCCGCGGAGCUUCCAACCUCAACCACCGGAGCAGUCAUUGCAGCAAAAGCCGAGACUGAUUCAAGACAUCACGCCGGCCAGCCGCAAUGCGUCAACAGAUGUUGCCAAGUAUGAGCUGGACAAUCUCAAGGCUGGCCGCAAGGUGUAUGUCAAGCGAGGAAUGCUCUUCUUUCUGGCGUCGAAAGAAGUCGCGCUCGACAAGAUUUCCAAGGACUCCAUGAAACAGGAGAAGGCACAUUCCGACCGACAAGGAAGCGCAGGUGACUGCGGCUCAGUGCUUUGCUUGCACGGGUUGGGGACUUGGGCUUGGACACGCUCGAAUGAUCCGAUUGAGCCGAUCUCCACAACGGUUUGGAUCAUGUGCGAGCACGUCGACAUUCGACAAGGGAACAAGAAGGAAGGGCACCGGUGGCUAGUCACUCUGUUUGAGAUGCCGGAAAAUCCGGGAGCCAUCCCCAUUAUGCUUGGUGAAUGGGACGACGUUCUGCCGUUGGACAUGGAGUUGGCACUGGAAGACCAGGCACCCGCGGUGGCCGCCGAGACUUCACCGGUGCCUUACGUACAGGAAGAUGUCAUCGAUAUCGAAGACCUCAACCAAGUGGCAGGGCAGGCUGCUGUGCAGCUCGUGCCAUUGUCGAACCUGGCUGUGGAGCGGAUCUCAGCCAAAAAGGGGCACUAUCCAAUCGACAUCACAGCCGCAGCUGCUCAGGCAAAGCAGCUCAUCAUGCUUGGGGACGAGGAUCUCAAAAGCAUUCAGAAAUUCAGAAAUUCGCAGAACACUGUGCAUAAUCAGGUCAGCUUUACUUCGAGUUAA